Drosophila novamexicana is the source of this 1416-nucleotide messenger RNA. Its product is annotated as tektin-B1. Lineage: Eukaryota; Metazoa; Arthropoda; Insecta; Diptera; Drosophilidae. The transcript has 3 exons. Gene Ontology annotation, biological process: cilium movement involved in cell motility; cilium assembly. The record is from RefSeq and is a predicted model, not a curated record. Gene Ontology annotation, cellular component: microtubule cytoskeleton; nucleus. Bases 96 to 1397 code for a protein of 433 amino acids.
UCGUUGUGAACACAAAUACCGUGAAAAAGAGCAAAAAUAUUGUUUUUCUAUAAAAUAAAAAUUGAUUUCAAAAGGAAUACACACAUCGCAUUAAAAUGGCUUUUCAUUCGGUGGUAAUUAUGGAAAAACCACUGCAGCAUAUUUCUCUGGCUGACUGGAAUGCACGAGUUGCUCGUCUGCGAAAUGUGGCCGAUUCCCGUCGUGCUGACGCCUUCGCCUUGCGUCAUUCCUCCCGUACGCUUCGGAAUGAGACGCGCAUCGAGGGUGACUGGGCGAACUAUGAAACGAAUGAGGCGUUGACUGAUCGUAUUGCACAGCUGAAUAGCUGGCGUGAGGUUAUCUCCAAGACCUUUGAGCGCAUUGAACUCGAAAUUAAAUCGCUGCAAGAGGAAAAGGCUUUGACCGAGCGUGAGCUGGACGCACUGACUGCGCCCAUAUCUGUAAUGAGCGAGGUGCUCACCAUGCGUGAUAGCCGCGUCGGCUCCGAGAUGACAUAUGAUGAGCCGGACAAGGAGAUCAAGAACGAACUAUACGUUUUGGAGAACAAUCAGCGAUUGUUAGCGGACCGUUGUCAGAAGGCAUGGGAGAAGUUGACACGCUUGGAGGAGGUGCGUUACAAAAUUGGCAUGGAGAUUGAGAACAAAAUAGAGGCAGUGGAUCUUGACAAUGUGCAACUUGCGUUAGACCGUAAUUCAGCCACAUUGUCCUAUAAGCCGGAUCCCUUGCGUAAUCCCAAGAACUGUUGCUCCUAUGAAGCCUGGCUGGGCCAUGUGAAGAACAUGAAACAGCUGGCCGAAAAUGAGUUGGCUGAUACAUCAGCUAUACGUGAGGCGCUCUUCGUGUGCCGUGAGAAGGCCCGUAACAUGUUGCAGGCGCAACAGGAACGUGCGGAGCACUCCAUACGUAAGCGCAUCUUUGAGACUCAGCGGGCGCGUAACGAGCUGGAGUGGCAGCAGCUCAAGAUGAAGGAAGAAAUGGAGAGUGCUGUGUGCGAGAUUAAGACGCUGGAGGAUGCGCUGCGUGAUAAAUCGGAUUCAUUGAAGCUGGCUGAGACGCGUCUGGACAAUCGGGCACAGCGUAGUGGCAUGGAGCUGUGCCUCGAUCAUGCACAUGAUCUGCUCUGCACGGAGGUUGAGAAGUUACGCGAAAUACGUCGUUUGCUCAAGGCUAAAAUCGAUGACGCCAAGGCCAAUUUCAAUUUGCUAUCGGAUCAUGCCCAGAAGAUCGAUGUGGAUCUAGAAAACAAGCAACACUCGUUGAUGACAGACAUUCGUGCACUGGACUUGCGUCUGCGUCUUAAGGGCGGCGAGUAUGGACUGAAAGUGACGAAUCCAAGUGCCCAGACUGAUCGCAAUAUUGUACUCACCCGCAUGGAGCAGGAGAUACCCAAGUCCUGAAACUGCUAAUAUUUUCGAU